UGAAUACUUGUCCGCAGACGGUACCGAGCUCUCAUCUUGAUCGAGGCUGACGUUCGUGUCCUGAGCCUGCGCGGCUGACCGCCAGCCUCCUAGCAGUACUAGCAGGGCUGCCGCUCUGCAGCAUGGACUGAACUUCGGUGCACCUUCCGGCUCGCGAACAAGGCCCACGAAAGCAGCCAGUGUCUCAGCCAUGAGAGAGUCAGCGUCCGAGCCACUUACGACGACGUCGUCGCACAUCGGGAACGAGAGCAGCGGUCGGCCCGCACCUGCUAGUCAAUCCGAGGCGUUGAAGACGGUCAUACAACUUCAGGUGCAGGUCGAAGCACUCACGACAACUGCCCAGGCAGCCGCGAAGCAAGCUCGUCUGCUGACGCAGUAUGUGAGCACCCUCGGCGAGGUAAGCAGUGCGCCCUUUCACGUCGCGGACGCAGAACUCGUCCAGGAGCAUGCCAAACUCAAGGCGGCGAACAUCGUCUUAGAGUGUGACCUGAAGAGGACGAGGGAGGAGGGCGAGGCCUGGAAGUCCCUCGCGCAGAACGUGCAAGAGAUGCAGGAGAUGGCGAUGGCAGCCUUUGAACGCUGCAACGCGCUCGAGAAGGAGAACAUUGAGCUCCGCCAGGCGAUGCACACCUUCGCUGAGGGCUCUGCGUCGGCGACGGUACAACAGCUGCAAACGAUUAUCGUGAGCCUCACGGAGGAGGUGUCGCAAUACAAGAAGCGCGAGGAGGACAUCAAAGCGAGGGAACUGUCUCUGCGAAACAAGGAGAACAACAGCAUUAUUAAAGCUAUGAGGAAACAGACUAAGGAGCUGAAGCGCCGCUCCUUGCAGAAGACCCUGGAAAUGAAGACCGUUGAUACCAAGGAGCUGAGGGAGAUCAAGGAAGCGAAGGAGACUCCUGUGCUCGGCAACAAGAACACUAACGCGAAUCACACCGGGUUGAAUCUGACGAGGUCGACCGCCACGAGCCCCGGACUGCCUGCGAUGCCUACGUGUCAGGAGUUUUUCUUCCUGUAG
This is a messenger RNA of Phanerochaete carnosa HHB-10118-sp, 1015 nucleotides long. RefSeq lists its product as uncharacterized. Bases 191 to 1015 code for a protein of 274 amino acids. The transcript has 4 exons. NCBI's taxonomy places the organism in Eukaryota, Fungi, Basidiomycota, Agaricomycetes, Polyporales, Phanerochaetaceae. The record is from RefSeq and is a predicted model, not a curated record.